This is a messenger RNA of Melampsora larici-populina 98AG31, 381 nucleotides long. RefSeq lists its product as uncharacterized. The transcript is spliced from 3 exons. The record is from RefSeq and is a predicted model, not a curated record. The coding region runs from base 1 to 381 and encodes 126 amino acids. NCBI's taxonomy places the organism in Eukaryota, Fungi, Basidiomycota, Pucciniomycetes, Pucciniales, Melampsoraceae.
AUGGAUCUCACGGGUAAUGGUAGAGGUGAUCAAGUUAGAAAAUUGGGAGAGUAUGUGCGGAUAGGAGCUAGUAAGCAAGAAAAGCUGAGCAGAGAUAGGCAGAGAUUCACCCCUACGCACAUCAGGCUAGGAUUUGAUUGGAUCCAAAAAGCAGUGUCAGUUCGGGUGGUUAGGAUAGAACAUGGAUAUUCAAGAAGGCAAGAAAUUGUCUUACAAGCUUUCAUGGGACGAUAUACAACCUUGGGACAAUUAGAAGAAGCUCAUAUGGAAAGAGAUUUACGCAAAACUCCGCGUAUGUACGAUACAGUUUCAGAUUUCUAUGUAGGAUGUUUUUUCUCUCCACCACCACCAUCAUCACCACCACCACCCACCCCUUCUUGA